This is a messenger RNA of Nannizzia gypsea CBS 118893, 3729 nucleotides long. Its product is annotated as WW domain-containing protein. Gene Ontology annotation, cellular component: membrane. Gene Ontology annotation, molecular function: protein binding. The record is from RefSeq and is a predicted model, not a curated record. NCBI's taxonomy places the organism in Eukaryota, Fungi, Ascomycota, Eurotiomycetes, Onygenales, Arthrodermataceae. Bases 1 to 3729 code for a protein of 1242 amino acids. The transcript has 3 exons.
AUGAGCUCUAGUCAAAAUACCGGUAAGGGAGGGGACGAGAUGUUCCUCAACUCUCCCUCUGGCCAUGAACACCCGGUUGUCUCGCCUCUUCGAGUUGCAAAACGAGGCACUCCGUCACCUGCCCCCAGCAGCUCAUCAAAUCCCCAAGCAGACCGUCAGGUCUCAUCCCAGCCAUCGGUGUCCUCGUUGCCUUAUCCUGAUGACCGAAGGACGCAAGAUCAGCAAUGGAAUCAGAAUAAUGGCCCUCAGCCGAGUGAAUCAAGACAGCCCGGUCAAACCUGUUACUCGCCUGUCUCGCUCUCUUCACCAGCGUCCAGCAAUGCAGAUAUUCCUGCAGCUUUAAAACCGCAGGACAGGCGCGAUCCCAAGCAGGCCCAGUCCAGCCUUGCGGAGAGAAGAGGUGCGGCUGGGCCAAAACAACUGGAGUCACCUACAGCUGAGAGCCCCGAUAAGGAAGGCCUCUUUCAGCGUCUUCCACAAAGGGCCGCUCCUCAACAGCCCAGUGCUUCUACUCAAAAUAAUAACCCCUCGGUUGUUGUGAAUCCAUACCCUGAAUACCACCAGCAGUAUUGGCCGCCUCCUACACAGCCGGGCCAAUCGUCUAGCAAUCUUCAGGCGCCAACUAGCUCCAUAAACCGAAUCGAUUCCACCGCUUCUACAUCUACAACCAAAGCCCAGCGUGGCUCUCCUCCGCCACCAGAAACCCCGAUAGUUGGACCUGGACAACAGCCGAGUUCGGAUAUUGAGGCACGUUAUGCCGCUUCUGGAAUCGCUGGUGCGGCAACACUCAGCAGCAUUCAUGCACACAAUCAUGCGGCGCAGCAAAGAGCGCAACAAUACAGCGGCCUUCCAGGAAGAAGCAACCCGCCAGCUAUACAGCACGCUGCAGUUGCACCACCGCGUCCAUGGACUCCGACUGAACAGCCGGGGACUGAACCCCACGGUCCUCCAAGAAUCUAUCAAGGUGACUCGGACGUCACUCCUGCCCCAGUUACUGAAGCGCCCACCAGCCAACUCCCCAGGCCACCACAACCCAUCACUACCGCUCCCACGGCUCCCACUACUACUGCCACCGCUAAUAAUAAUCACAACCUUAAUAAUAAUAAUCCACAAGGCCAACUAGAAGAUGAUUUCCAAAGACUGAAUAUGACUGCCUCCCCACCUCCAGCAUAUUCAAGCGUAAUGGGCGGACAGAAUAUAGGAUACCCUCAAGAAAAGUAUGGUGGGCCUACCACUCAAUACCCACCUAUAGCUGGGUCAGUGGCUGUCACCGGCCCUCCGUCAGUAGCUGGUUCUCAGCCAUCAAUACAGAGCCAUCCCGCGUUUGCAAACGACUCCCGUCAAGGCCAUACCGGAACUCCAAGCCAGCAUAGUUUCCCAAGCGGACCAUCCGCAUUUCCAUCAUCAUCGAAGCAAAGCGAGCCUUCUUCGGCACAUCCCGGGCCUGGGCCAGCUUCUCCGCCCCCUCUUCCAGAAGGCUGGAUAGCCCACUUGGACCCUAACUCUGGUCAAUACUACUACAUUCAUUUGCCCACACAAUCUACCCAGUGGGAAUUCCCCAAGGGUCCCACGCCGCUUAAUCUUAAUGAGACUCCUAUGUCUCCUGGCCACAGUACAUUUGGUGGACAUGGGCUAACAUCUCCUGGACUCUCCUUUGCAAAACCCUUAGCAUCUCCGGCUUUGUCUGCAUUUGGACAACCCUUAGCUUCCCCCGCGCUGUCUGCCUUUGGCCAGCCUAUGCCUUCUCCAGGUUUACCAAUGACUCCCGGAUAUGAUGGCAGUGCUAUGGGAAUGAACAGUGGCUUCGUGGGACCGCCUCCGGCAAGUGGUGUGGAAAUGUAUAAAGUUGCUCCUACGAACGGUGUAUAUUUCGGUCCGUAUUUGCGGUAUACCAACAUGGACAUGGAACGGGGCCUUUGGCUAGGCUCAAUUUUGCUUGUGACCGACGCAUCCCAGCCCCCAACGAUCCAUAUACACAAGAGCACUGAUUUGUCACCAAAUCCAAGACAGCUUCAGCCAGCACGCAUUGCCAGCCAUCAGCGAUGGAUAUUCUAUAAAUAUAGCAUUGACCUACAAAUGGAUGAUCACACCUCUCAUAAGUGGACGUACGCUAUUACCUCCCACCUUGGCUGCACGCGUUACGAAUUCUUAGUCGCUGGGCGACACGAGACAGCAUGGAGGGUUGUGGCGACUUCAGGUAAUGACUUUGCUUUGAAUAUAAAUGCGAAUGAAAGAUCUCGUUUGGGUGGAGUGGGUUACAUGUGGAAAGAUAUCAUGCAAAAACACGUUGAAUGCGGCGGAUUCCACGCCCAGCUAUGCCUUGGAGGGCAAAUCAACGCUGAUCGGCUAUGGAGAGAGGUCCCAUCUCUCAAACAAUGGCUAGCCAUCAGCGGCAAGGAGGCGAGGAAAACAGCGCCAUGGACAGCUGCACUAGAAGAGGAUGUAACACACGCCUACUUCCACUAUUAUACCAGCCAUUUUGACCAACCGCAUUUGAGGGAGGCUUUUGCUCAGUUACCUCAUGUUUCCCAAGUCGAUGACCACGACAUUUUUGAUGGUUUUGGCUCAUACCCCGACCAUAUGCAGUUUUCUAACAUGUUUAAAAAUAUCGGUCGACUUGGUAUUGAAAUGUACCUCCUUUUCCAGCACCAUACAACCCUAGAGGUUUUGCGACACGUCGUCGAUGACUCCGAUCUGUUUACUAUCACUGGAACGGGCUGGCAUUUUAUUAAGUAUCUUGGUCCCGCUAUUGCAGUUGUAGGUCCCGAUUGCCGGUCAGAACGGAACCCUCACCAAGUACUCGCUGGCCCAACAUACCAAGGCAUCUUCCCCAAAGUUGCUACACUCCCUCCCAGUGUCCAGCAUUGCAUCUGGAUGGUUUCCGUACCCCUGAUUUACCCACGCCUGGAGUCGGCAGAGCAUUUCGUCCAGACCGUCGCUACCGGCAAAAAGGCCGUCACUGGGGCUUACAACAUGCUUGGAAGGGUCACGAGCUCUGUUGCCGGUGUUGUCGGUGCUAAAAACGCUGUAGGGUCAGGAUUUGAUUCUGUCAAACGGGCAGUGGGAAAAUCCGGUCUGAUGGGCAGCGUAUUGAGUCCAUUUGGUGAAAUUGAUAUCUUCGAUGAACUGAAAGACCAAUGGACCCAUGAAUCGAAGGAUCUUGAGAGAACAUAUCUCAUCCGCACUCUUCAGGGAAUUGCACACCAGCGAAACAUCAGAAUGACAUUCCUCUCUGGUGCAGUAAACUGCUGCGGAGCCGGACUCGUUCAUGACCCGUCACACCCCACGGAUCACAAAACAAUGUAUCAAAUCAUUUCUUCCGCAGUAGUGAAUGCUCCUCCCCCGUCAUACAUCCUCAAACUUCUCCACGGAAAUAACAAACCCCUCUAUAUACCCACAAACGGUCAGCGAUCCGUCGUCGCUCAAGUUUCGGAUACAAAGGAGGACAUGAUGGAGCUUUUCCAGACCGAUGUCUCUGGCCAACCAAGAGAACAUCGCAAGCUUAUGGGCAGAAGAAAUUACGUUGCAAUUGUUGGAUACGAUCCAGACGCUGUUCAAGCCGCAUACAGCGGUUUGCAGUCCCCUAUGUACCCACCCAACAGCUCUGCCGCUGGCUCGUUCCCGAAAUUGAGCCUUGCUGUGGACUUUUUGGUGCAGGGCGAAGGAUCAUUCGGCAAUGUGGUCAAGUUUGGACCUGUUAUCGUUCCUAGCUUAGAACUAGGCAGGUAA